Beta vulgaris subsp. vulgaris (sugar beet) is the source of this 3174-nucleotide messenger RNA. RefSeq names its product probable inactive ATP-dependent zinc metalloprotease FTSHI 4, chloroplastic. The record is from RefSeq and is a predicted model, not a curated record. The transcript is spliced from 3 exons. Gene Ontology annotation, cellular component: chloroplast thylakoid. Gene Ontology annotation, biological process: proteolysis. Lineage: Eukaryota; Viridiplantae; Streptophyta; Magnoliopsida; Caryophyllales; Amaranthaceae. The coding region runs from base 207 to 2810 and encodes 867 amino acids. Gene Ontology annotation, molecular function: ATP binding; ATP-dependent peptidase activity; ATP hydrolysis activity.
ACUAUUUUUUUUAACAGAAACUGAAGUUAACAAGUUGAAAGAAAAGAAAGGGAGAAAACCCAAAAAAAAAAAAAAAUUGUGCAUAAAGUGUUCUCCUCCUCAUUUCUCACUCCCAAGUCCCUAAACCCCUGAAAAUCACUCACUACUACUACUUCUGUGAACUGCUUCUUUAAUUUCAUCCAAUGCAUUAGAACAACAAGAAGAAGAUGAUGAUUUCAACAAACAACCUUCUUUGCAAAAAUCUUGAUUUCACUUCUUUCAACAAAACCCAAUUUUUAUUUACCUCCCAAAACCCCAUUAUUUCUUCUUCUUCUUCUUCUUAUAAUAAAUUGAGAAUUCCUUUGAAAGUUCCCAACUUUAGUUCUAUUAAUUCCUUUAUUCGUCUCUCUCACCCCAGAAAACCCCUCAAUUUUACAACCCAUUGCUCUUUUAACUCCAAAUUAACAUCAACGGGUGAAAAACAAGCAGAUGAAGUUGAACAAGAGGAUGCUGAGGCACUUGAGCUUUUUGAGAAAUUGAGGGAUGCAGAAAGGGAAAGGAUAAAGAAGCAGGAAGAGUUUGAAAACAAAGCAAAUGUACAGCUGGAGAGGCAGCUUGUAAUGGCUUCUGAAUGGAGCCGCAUCUUGUUGACUAUGCGUGGGAAGUUAAAAGGAACUGAGUGGGAUCCUGAGACUUCACACAAAAUUGACUAUAGUGAUUUUUUGAUGCUAUUGGACUCUAACAAUGUCAAAUUUAUGGAAUACUCGAACUUUGGUCAGACUGUAUCAGUGAUACUGCCCUACUACAAAGAUGGGGUAGAUGAAGGAUUAGAAAAAAACUCCAAAAAGGAAGUUGUUUUUAAGCGCCACAUAGUUGACCGGAUGCCGAUUGACUCUUGGAAUGAUGUGUGGCGUAAGUUGCAUCACCAAUUGGUGAACGUCGAUGUGAUCAAUGUGAACACAGUGUCUGCAGAAGUCUAUUCUUCUGUUGGAACAGCUGUCAUAUGGUCUAUGAGGCUAGCCCUUUCGAUAGUGUUGUAUCUUUGGAUUGAUAGUGUUACAAGGCCAAUUUAUGCAAAGCUAAUUCCUUGUGAUUUGGGGAAACCCGGCAAAAAGGUGAGGCUGCCUCGUAAAAAGCGUAAUUCAUUAGGAUCAAUGGGAAAGAGUCGGGCGAAAUUUAUAUCUGCAGAAAAAAGAACAGGAGUGACAUUUGAUGAUUUUGCCGGCCAAGAGUAUAUUAAAGGAGAAUUACAAGAAAUUGUAAAAAUCCUGAAAAAUGAAGAAGAGUUUCAAAAUAAAGGCAUAUAUUGCCCUAAAGGUGUGCUACUUCACGGGCCUCCAGGAACUGGUAAAACACUAUUAGCUAAAGCUAUUGCUGGGGAAGCAGGACUUCCUUUUUUUGCUGCCAAUGGGACUGAUUUUGUAGAGAUGUUUGUUGGUGUAGCAGCAUCUCGGGUGAAGGAUCUUUUUGCUAGUGCUAGAUCAUAUUCCCCUUCUAUCAUUUUUAUUGAUGAGAUAGAUGCUAUUGGCAGCAAACGUGGUGGCCCUGAUAUUGGUGGUGGUGGGGCUGAAAGAGAACAAGGUCUGCUUCAAAUAUUAACUGAACUGGAUGGGUUUAAAGAGUCCACUUCACAGGUGUUGGUCAUUGCAGCAACAAAUAGGCUAGAUAUUCUUGAUCCUGCCUUGCUGAGAAAGGGAAGAUUUGACAAGAUUAUAAGAGUUGGUCUGCCCUCCAAAGACGGCAGAUUGGCCAUAUUGAAGGUACAUGCAAGGAACAAGUUUUUCCGUUCAGAAGAGGAAAAAGAAGUUCUGCUACAGGAAAUUGCGGAGUUGACUGAAAAUUUUACUGGAGCCGAGCUACAGAAUAUUCUCAAUGAAGCCGGAAUAUUGACUGCUAGGAAAGAUCAAGACUAUAUUGGCAGAGAAGAAAUGCUGGAGGGGUUGAAAAGGCAACAAGGUACAUUUGAAACUGGAAUAGAAGAUACAAAAGUAAUUCCAGAGGAUUUGAAGUUGAGAUUAGCAUACAGGGAAGCAGCUAUUGCUGUCUUAGCUUGUUGUUAUCCUGACUCCUAUCGCCCUUUUGUUGAGACCAACAUCAAGUCAGUCCAAAGUCAGCCUAGUAUGAGUUAUGCUGAAAAGUCUGGUCGGGUUUUCUUAAAAAAGUCAGAUUAUGUGAACUCCAUUGUUCGAGCUUGUGCUCCCAGGGUCAUUGAAGAGGAGAUGUUUGGGAUAGAUAACAUGUGCUGGAUUUCAUCCAAAGCUACUCUUGAAGCUUCAAGAUUAGCUGAAUUUUUGAUUUUACAAACUGGGAUGACAGCUUUCGGAAAAGCAUAUUAUAGAAACCAGCGUGAUCUUGUCCCAAAUCUUGCUCCCAAACUUGAAGCUCUAAGAGAGGAAUACAUGGGUUAUGCCAUAGAAAAAUGCACAUCUGCUUUGAGGGAACACUGUGCUGCAGUGGAGACAAUUACAGAUGAACUCCUUGAAAAGGGGGAGAUUAAGGCUGCAAAAAUUUGGGAGAUUUAUGAAACGUCUCCUCGAAUAUCUCAGCCAACUGUUGACCCUGUUGAUGAGUAUGGUGCUUUAGUUUAUGCUGGAAGAUGGGGUAUUCAUGGUAUCAGUUGUCCAGGAAGGGUUACCUUCUCACCUGGUAAUGUGGGAUUUGCAACCUUCGGGGCACCUCGUCCCAUGGAAACGCAGAUUAUUAGUGAUGAAACCUGGAAGCUAGUAGACAAUAUUUGGGAUAAAGGGGUUGAGGAGAUGAGAAAUGAAGAUCCAGAGGAGGUGGAAGAAGAGGAGAGGCCAGAACUCUUGCUGGCCAGCCAUUUCCUAUGAUAUCAUUAGUAGGACUCAUCUGAUGUUGUAUCUCUUCUUUGAUGUUACUAUGGUUUGAAAUGAUAUCAUCAUGGAUAUUCUAUGCAUUCCAAUGGCUUUGCUCGUUUACAGCAGAUUUAGAUAGCGAAUAGCGAUGUAAGGGGCCCUUUCGGCCUCAUGCAAUUCGAGUUUCUUCAUGAAGAAGCUGCUUAUCGAGGGAAAUUUAGACUCCCAGAUGAAAUCUUCACUUUUUUCUAGCAUCUGCUUGCUGCCCUUUUGAUUCUUAAAAGUUUGUUAGGUGUAAAGCAAAUUGUUGUAUGUUGCAUUUUGUAGGAAGAAUUCUUUGUCAAGGUGAGGAAGAAGAAUGAAACACAAGUUGGAUAAA